Molecule: messenger RNA, 432 nt
Organism: Diplodia corticola
Lineage: Eukaryota; Fungi; Ascomycota; Dothideomycetes; Botryosphaeriales; Botryosphaeriaceae
Product: ribonuclease t1
Exons: 4
Coding region: 1-432 (143 amino acids)
Molecular function (GO): RNA binding; RNA nuclease activity
Source: RefSeq, a predicted model, not a curated record
AUGCCGACCAUCUACUACGAGCCCUCCGUUUGCAACUGCGACGGCGUUGACUACUCCAAGGCCGACAUUGAGAAUGCCGCUACGCUGGCACUCGAGCUUGCCAAGAAGGGUAGGACGAUAGGCGACAGCAAAUACCCCCACGUCUACAACGACCACAAGCACUUCGACUUCGCUCACGCCGAGGCGCCGUAUCUCGAGUUUCCCAUCCUGCAAAAGGGCAGGACGUACGACGGUCUUUCGCCCGGCGCGGAGCGGCUCGUCAUCGGGAGCAUCGCCGACGACUUCAGCUCCGCUGUCUACUGCGCCUGCGUCACGCAGAGCGGCGAGGAGAAGAACGUGUUUGCGGCGUGCAAGGAUGACUCGAUGAAUCCGAGAGGGAAGGGCAUGUUGCCGACGGAGGGGAAGAGUCUGGUGGGCGAGAUUGAGCUGUGA